Molecule: messenger RNA, 2136 nt
Organism: Tetrapisispora phaffii CBS 4417
Lineage: Eukaryota; Fungi; Ascomycota; Saccharomycetes; Saccharomycetales; Saccharomycetaceae
Gene: DPH6
Product: diphthine--ammonia ligase
Exons: 1
Coding region: 1-2136 (711 amino acids)
Biological process (GO): protein histidyl modification to diphthamide
Molecular function (GO): diphthine-ammonia ligase activity
Source: RefSeq, a predicted model, not a curated record
AUGAAAUUUGUUGCACUAGUAUCAGGUGGUAAAGAUUCCUGUUACAAUAUUCUACAUUGUUUGAAAAAUGGUCAUGAGUUGAUUGCACUGGGAAAUUUACAUCCUCUUGAUAUAGAUGAACAGGAAUUGAAUAGUUAUAUGUUUCAGACAGUAGGUCAUGAUAUAGUAUCACUAUAUGAAAAGACAACUGAUGUCCCAUUAUACAAACAUUACAUUAGACCUCACUCUUCAAAAUAUCAAAAGUUAAAUUACGUAUCUACGAAAGAUGAUGAGAUUGAAAAUUUAUUUGAAUUACUUUCCAAGAUUAAAACACAGCAUCCUGAUUUAGAGGCUGUUAGUGUGGGUGCUAUACUUUCAUCAUACCAACGAACAAGAGUUGAAAAUGUAUCUAAUAGGUUAGGGUUAACUGUACUAAGUUACCUAUGGCAGAGAGAUCAAUCUGAUUUAAUGUCUGAAAUGUGUGAAGUUUCUAAACAAUCUGAGAAUGAAAAAUCUUCAAAGAUGGAUGCCAGAUUAAUUAAAGUCGCUGCUAUAGGAUUGAAUGAUACUCAUAUAAAUAUGUCUUUACCAGUUAUUUAUCCAAUAAUGAUGAAAUUAAACAAAAUGUACGAAGUUCACAUUUGCGGUGAAGGUGGGGAAUUUGAAACAAUGGUCUUAGAUGCUCCAUUUUUUAAAAAAGGUCAUCUAAAAAUAAUCUCCAGUGAACUGGACACCUCUGAUAAAAACAAUGGUGUUUACAGCACCAAGUUAAAUACUGAAUUUGUGGAAAGAGAAAUUUCUAAAGAAGAAUUUGAAGAAAACAUUCUUUUAGUCAAACAGCCGUUACUAUUAAAUGAAAAAUGGCAAUCAUUAAUCACUGCUUUAGAAAAUGAAACUUGUAAUACAAAAGUAGUACGCAAAAGGAAUGAGCAAGUCGAUCCAAAAUCUUUGGAAUUUCAUUAUAAUUUGUCAGUGAAUAAAGUUAAUAAUUUGAUGUACAUUUCAAAUAUAUUACCUACCACUCAAGAUACAUCUAUUGAAGUUCAAAUUAAAAGUUUAUUUCAACACUUAGAUAAAAUAUUAAUAGAAAAUAAUAUUAAACCAUCUCAGAUAUUAAGUUCAACAUUAUAUCUUUCAAAUAUACGUGACUUUGCAAAUGUAAACAAGGUUUAUAAUGAUUUUUUUGAUAUAGAGAAAAAUGGUCCAUUGCCUCCAUCGAGAGCUUGUGUAGAGACUCGUGAAUUUUUACCAACGGGCAACUUAUUGCAACUAUCAGUUAUAGUUGAUACUGAAGCAGAACUGAAAGAAUUUAGUUCCAGAGAUAACGAGACAAUGAUGAUAAAUGAAAGCAAAGAUGGAUUACAUGUUCAAGGUAUAUCAUACUGGGCACCAUGCAAUAUUGGACCAUAUUCACAAGCAAUUUGGAAAAAUAAUGAUAGAAAUAUGGUAAGCUAUAUAAGUGGACAAAUAGCAUUAAUACCACAGUCCAUGACUAUUGUUGGCAGUGAUGAAAAAAUUCUCCAAAGUAUAUUAUCCUUAAAACAUUUCAAUACCAUAAAGGAAACUAUUGUUGCAGAAAAAUCUCUACAAAUGAAAUGUUUUAUCUCCGAUAUUGAUAUGGUCCCUAUCGUCUCAAGAACUUGGGAUUUAUACUGUUCAAAAAUGUCUUACGAAUCUGAACUGUGGUCAGAUAAAGAAGAUGACAAUUUGGAAUGCUUAAUUAUUAUCAAAGUAUCCAACUUACCAAGAGAUGCUCUCUGCGAAUGGGGAGGUGUUGCUUACAAAGUGGAAACACUGACAGAUGAUCUAGACUGUGAUUCAGAUUCUGAGGAUAUGUCAGAACUUGCUCAAAAAUUUAGAAGUACUGUUACAUUUGAUAACAGUGAAUUGCUUUUGAAGACAAUCAACAUUAAACAUAAUGAAAGCGUAAGAGCAUACUCGACUAUUUUCAUUGAUUCAUUACAUAAUCUCUCAGCAAUGAUAAGAGAACUUACAGAGAAAGGAUCCCAAAUUGAACUGUACUAUGAAUUGUCAACUAUUAAUUUUGAAUUUCUUGAUAUAGUGAAAAAUUCAGGAAACAUAGCUUUUAAUCCAGUUGAAUCAAUUUUCGAUUAUAACGGUAACAUGCAUAGAUUCGCGGUCCAUGCUACUUCAUAG